This is a messenger RNA of Neoarius graeffei (lesser salmon catfish), 2460 nucleotides long. RefSeq names its product protocadherin gamma-C5-like. The transcript has a single exon. Lineage: Eukaryota; Metazoa; Chordata; Actinopteri; Siluriformes; Ariidae. Gene Ontology annotation, cellular component: plasma membrane. The coding region runs from base 1 to 2460 and encodes 819 amino acids. Gene Ontology annotation, biological process: homophilic cell-cell adhesion. Gene Ontology annotation, molecular function: calcium ion binding. The record is from RefSeq and is a predicted model, not a curated record.
AUGCAGACUCUGAGGAUAAAUAUGCCGAGAAAAUGGUGGAUUGCUGGGCUGCUCUGUGCGUUUGCUGUGUGGAAUAUUACCGAGGCGCAGAUUCGCUACACAAUACCAGAGGAGCAAAACGAGGGCACUGUGGUUGGAAAUAUCGCCAAAGACCUGGAUUUAAAAUUAUCUGACGUGUUUGAACGGAAAUUGCGGAUUGCUGUCGAGUCUGGUAAGCAAUAUUUCGGUGUGGAUCCAACAAAGGGUGAACUGGUGGUGAAGGAGAGAACUGACAGGGAGAAUCUAUGCAGCCAAAGCGCCACUUGUAUUCUUACUCUAGAAGCUCUUGCAGAGAAUCCGCUGCAGCUGUAUCGCUUUGAAAUAGAAAUUCAGGACAUUAAUGACAACUCUCCGGUUUUUCAAAAUAAGGAAAGCACGUUAAAUAUCGCAGAGUCAACCGCGCCUGGUGCAAGAUUUCGUUUGGAAUCAGCCCAGGAUCCUGAUGUAGGAUCAAAUUCACUGCGCACUUACACACUGAGCAAAAAUGAACAUUUUGCAUUAGAUAUAAAAACUGAAAAGGAUGGUGCAAAAGUCCCCGAGUUGGUUUUGGAAACGUCCUUAGACAGAGAGAAGCAACCGAUACUCAGUAUUUUACUAACGGCUUUAGAUGGUGGGAAACCUGCCAGAUCUGGCACUGUCCAAAUCUCUGUUCGUGUACUAGACAUAAAUGAUAAUUCCCCUGCUUUUGACCAAGCUCAGUAUGACGCACAAAUCGGAGAAAACGCAUCACCGGGAGCUGUAGUUGUUUCAGUCAGAGCUGUGGAUCCAGAUGAAGGAGUAAACAGUGAAAUACUCUACUCAUUUGGUCCACACACUUCUGAAAUGAUACACAAUUUAUUCUCUGUCGAUUCCAUUUCUGGAGACAUUAAAGUCAAAAAUAAUCUCGAUUACGAAACGGGGAGCUCCUUUAAGUUUGACAUCGUCGCUAAAGAUAAAGGCACUCCGCCGAUGGAAGGUCUUUGUAGCGUCCAUGUCGAAGUUUUGGAUGUGAAUGACAACGCACCAGAAAUCCUUUUAAAAUCUUUGCCCAGUCCUGUGCGUGAAGACGCAUCCGUUGGAACAGUCGUAGCUUUUAUCAGUGCCAGAGAUUUGGAUACUGGUACUAAUGGCAAGGUUAAUCUGAGUUUAUUACCCGGCACGCCAUUUUCUUUAAAAUCAUCGAUGUCCAACCACUACACACUAAUCACAGCUCGAAAACUGAACAGAGAAGCGCACUCUGCAUAUACUGUUGUGAUUGUUGCUGCUGAUUCAGGAUCACCACAGCUCACGUCGAAGCAGGAAAUACUCGUAAAUGUUUUAGAUGUAAACGAUAACACACCUGUUUUUACACAACCGUCUUAUAUUGUCCAGGUGAAAGAAAACAGCGCUGCUGGAUCAAUAUUGUGCUCGGUGUCGGCUUCUGACCCAGAUCAGGGAGAAAAUGCAAAAAUUUCUUAUUCUAUUUUAGACUCUAGAGUCCUCGACACUCCUCUGUCAUCUUAUAUCUAUAUAAAUUCAGACAAUGGGAGCAUUUUUAGCAUGCACUCAUUUGAUCACGAAAAACUGAAAGUGUUUCAGAUCCAAGUCCAAGCAAAAGAUCACGGCUCUCCGUCUCUGAGCAGCAACACCACGGUUCAUGUUUUUAUUGUGGACCAGAACGACAACACCCCCGCUGUCAUUUACCCCUCCGCACUCCUGGGCUCUGUGUCCCAUCAGAGGAUGCCCCGCUCUGCUAAAGCAGGACACCUGGUUACUAAAGUCACAGCAGUGGACGCUGACUCGGGCCAUAACGCCUGGAUUGCCUAUCGGCUCGCGGAGGCCACGGACGCGUCUCUCUUCAGUGUCACUUUACACACAGGAGAGGUGAGGACUAAGCGCUCUGUUUCAGAGCAGGAUGACUCCUCUCAGAGACUGCUCAUAGAAAUCAAGGACAACGGAGAACCGGUGCAGUCCACCACAGUCACUGUGGAUAUACUGAUAGAGGACGGCUUUCAUGAACCCAUCUCAGACUUUAGGCACAAAAACACAGAACCCGAUCAGAAAAGCAGCAGAAUCACAUUGUAUCUCAUCGUUUCUCUUGCCUCCGUCUCAUUGCUGUGUUUGAUGACGUUUUUGAUCUUGUUGGUAAAAUGUGCUCGAAGCAGUAGAGGCAGCUCGAGUUGCUGUAUCAGACGGAGUGAUUGUGAAUCUAAAAACCCCAACAGAAACCUGCAGAUCCAGCUCAACACUGACGGACCCAUUAAAUAUGUGGAGGUGCUGGGAGGAGACAUGAUGUCUCAGAGUCAGUCGUUCGGCUCCUAUCUGUCUCCAAUGUCCGAAUUCAGUGAUUUCACCCUCAUUAAACCCAGCAGCACCACAGACUUUACAAACACUCUCAGUGUGCUCGAUGCGUCACUACCGGACAGCACGUGGACGUUUGAGAGUCAGCAGGUGAGAAUGUGA